AUGAGUGCUCGGAACCCGACUGCGACCUCGACCUCGAAGGGGAAGUCAAAUCAAGACCCCCGAAUAGACGGAAUUCUGCAGGCUCUGGCGACCGUAGGAGAACUGUUGGGACAGCAGGCCCAACAACGAAUGCCUAAUGCUGAGAAUGUGGCAGCAAAUGGAAAUGGAAAUGGUGGCCGUACGAUGCACAGAUUGGUCGAGCAAUUCCUGAAGCUCCAACCCCCGAAGUUUGUCGGAACUGGAGAUCCCGAAGAAGCGGAAUCCUGGAUCGAUGAACUCCAGAAGGCAUUUGAGCUUUUGAGAUGUUCCGAGGAAGAGAAAGUUACCUUAGCAGCCUAUCAACUGCAAGGUAAUGCCAGCUAUUGGUGGAAAGCGACCAAGGAAAUCGUGUUCCCAGAAAAUGCUGCUGUCAACUGGAAUGCUUUCAUUGAAGCAUUCAACGGAAAGUAUUUUUCCGAAUGUGCUCGCGACCGAAAGAUGAAGGAAUUCUUGCAACUUCAACAGAACAACAUGACGGUGGACCAGUACGAAGCAAGGUUCGCUCAACUGUCAAGGUACGCCCUUAAACUUAUUGAAGAUCCAGUGGAAAGGGCAAAAAGAUUCCGAGACGGUUUGAAACCAGACAUCCGGAGACAGUUGGUGCCGCUGAACCUCAAGGAUUACAACGAGCUGUAUGAACGCGCGCAGCUGGUGGAGAAAGAGUCCCUGGAACGAGCUGCCACGGCGACUAACCAAGGAAAGCCUUAUCAUCCGGCUUCUCAAUCCAACCAGCAUCAUGACAAGAGACCGAUGUCGGGAGAAAACCAUUUCUCUACUCCCAACAAGAAGAUAAAAAAUCAGAAGCCAAUUUCCACUGCAGGCGAUGCGUGCCAUACUUGCGGAAGGUUUCAUGGAAAUGCUCCGUGUCCAAAACAAACGGGAGCAUGUUUCGGCUGUGGUCAACAAGGCCACCACAUAAAGGACUGCCCGCAACGACAGCAAGUGAAGCAGUCACAACAACCACUGGUGAUGCAACAAAAAGAAGUUCCACCGCAUGAUAAUCGUCCUCCAGCUCAAGGAAGGAUUUAUGCAAUUACUCAAGAGGAAGCGGAAAACUCCAAGAAUGUUAUUACGGAGACUUGA
Molecule: messenger RNA, 1122 nt
Organism: Syzygium oleosum
Lineage: Eukaryota; Viridiplantae; Streptophyta; Magnoliopsida; Myrtales; Myrtaceae
Exons: 1
Coding region: 1-1122 (373 amino acids)
Molecular function (GO): zinc ion binding; nucleic acid binding
Source: RefSeq, a predicted model, not a curated record